UCCCCGUCUGCACAGUUGCACAUGCAUCUCUCCCUUCAAUUGCACACACAAAUUAAUGGAGGAGGAAGACAACCACUCCCAUCUCCAACCACUCAUACCCUAUUAUUCCACUCUCUCCUUCUCCUCCCAUUCACUCCAGCAACACUAUGCCGACAAAAAUGCAAAACACUUCACCUCCGACAGCAACAACAUCGUUCUCCGAAUCCUCUCAAUUCUCUUACUAGCUCUCAUCUCACUAUGGGCCAACUACGAGGCAUCCAAAACCUUCCACAUCACCGUGGUAAACGACGCCAAGGACUCCCCCGCGGGACGCCGUUUCGCCCUCUCCUAUGUCUCAAACGACGAAGCCUCUCGCAUACUCCUCAACACAAGCUCCUACGUAGAACACUUUCUUUAUCCAAAUAGUAAUAACAAUGAUAACAAUUACCCCAAGAAGCACAUAGAUAGUGUCACACUCCAGCUACCUCGCCGGAAUCUCAACGUCACCGACAUCGUUGCCGUCUACACCGCCGCCGGAAAUCACCUCCAACGAGGUGGAGGAAAAUGUUUUAGUUAUGUCAUUGAGAUUAGCCCUACGUUACUAGAAGACCAAAGGUACGAUAAGAUAGCUAUAGUGGGUGCAAUCCUACGUGGCAUGGCUAAGGUUUGGAUAUGGGAAGGGGCCCCACAAGGGCUUGUUGAUGGCAUGGCGGAGUAUGUGGCGGAGAUGGCUGGAUUCCGCCGUGGUAUGGUCUCCGGUGGCGGUGAGAUGCCACAAUGUAGGGAGGGUGGUGGCGGUUGGUGGUGGGAGGAUAAGGACCCUAGCCAUGUGGCACGUUUGUUGCAUUAUUGUGAGAAAUUCAAGAAGGGGUUCAUCCAACGGUUGAAUGAAGCCAUGAGGGACACGUGGCAUGACCGUGUGGUGGAUGAGGUGUUGGGGAUGCCCGUUAUGGAGCUUUGUGGUCGUUUGUAUAAUGAUAAUAAUGCUUCUUGGGUUGGCUCCAUCUCCAUGUGAUCUGAAGCUUCCAAGUGGUAUUAUUAUUUUGCAAGUAUUUUGUUUUUUCAUUUGUUGUUUAUACUUAUUAUUGAAAUUGACAUUCAACCAUAAAAUAUUGUGGGUUAAGGGUUGCCCACCAUGUUGAUGCACAUGAAUCUGUGUCAAUCAUAAUCACAUGGAAUUGAUCAAUUAUAUAAGUCACCGGAUUGGAUGGAAUCA
This is a messenger RNA of Glycine soja, 1195 nucleotides long. RefSeq lists its product as uncharacterized. The record is from RefSeq and is a predicted model, not a curated record. The coding region runs from base 56 to 994 and encodes 312 amino acids. The transcript has a single exon. NCBI's taxonomy places the organism in Eukaryota, Viridiplantae, Streptophyta, Magnoliopsida, Fabales, Fabaceae.